AACACCCACACCCGCACCCACCCCCGCCCCCACACCCCCACCCGCGCCCACAGCCACCCCGACACCCACGCUCGCACCAACACCCACACCCACACCCACACUCACAUCCACACCCCUUCAAGAACCAACUACUAAUUUGUACUGUCACAACUCCUCGAACAUUCUACAAUAGCUUCGAUAUUAAUCGCCAGCAGAACAUGUCACAACGGCCCAACGACAAUCAACUGGUGCGGUCGAGCAGUGUCGAACAGGAGCUGCAAAAGAAAAAGCUGCAGGUGAUGGAGACGGAGCUUAUGGUGAUGUUGCAAAGGGAUUUGGAAUCAUUGGAGCAGUUGUUGGAAUCAAUGGAGAAGGCGUCGGAGAAGACGUUAGAGACGGUGGAGAAGGAGAAGUUGGAGAAGUUGGAGAAGUUGCAGAUGGAGUUCAAGGAGCAGCAGGUGCAGAAGUUGAUGGAGUUGGAGAAGCUGAAGGAGGAAAAGUGGGUGCCGGAGAACAAUCAAUGGGAGAAGAAGAUUAUGUUGAAGGGUGUGCGGGGG
Molecule: messenger RNA, 536 nt
Organism: Rotaria sp. Silwood2
Lineage: Eukaryota; Metazoa; Rotifera; Eurotatoria; Philodinida; Philodinidae
Source: the annotation of a GenBank genome assembly